Branchiostoma belcheri (Belcher's lancelet) is the source of this 19903-nucleotide messenger RNA. RefSeq lists its product as uncharacterized. Bases 322 to 19710 code for a protein of 6462 amino acids. The transcript has 13 exons. Gene Ontology annotation, cellular component: MLL1 complex. The record is from RefSeq and is a predicted model, not a curated record. Gene Ontology annotation, biological process: cell fate specification; regulation of transcription by RNA polymerase II. Gene Ontology annotation, molecular function: RNA polymerase II cis-regulatory region sequence-specific DNA binding; protein dimerization activity; DNA-binding transcription factor activity, RNA polymerase II-specific. NCBI's taxonomy places the organism in Eukaryota, Metazoa, Chordata, Leptocardii, Amphioxiformes, Branchiostomatidae.
GAUGGCGACGUGACCGGUUAGGAAGGGUUGUUUGGUGUUUGGCUGAGGAGUCGGCGUUAAAAACGUUGUUUUUCCCGAGUUCCUCCCGACCAAAUCCCGCUUUCUCGGACGCGGCUUUUCCUUGGAAGACGUCCUCUCGCGGAAUCUUCAAGAGAUCUGGACGUUGGAUGAAUAUUUGGCGAGUUUUGAUCAGAUUGGGACUUGUUAGUCGACACGACCAGCACGACACCCCAGGACUCACAACACCACCAUCCAGGAAACUCGCGUGAAGUGCUCAUAAAGCGACUAUUUGAGAAUCGGCAAGAUUUGUCAUAGCUGAGAAUGGAUGGAGACCAGCCUUUAGACCUGUCCAAGGGUUCGCCCAGUAAGUCAGGCACUCAGCAGACAUCUGCAGCGGCCAGCCAAGCGAGGCCCCCACGCCCUGCAGCGUAUACACAGCCACAGGUUCCCCAUCCCCGUGAUAAGCAGUAUGGCUCCCAGCCCGCCGGCCACAUGUAUGGAAUGGAGCGGGUCGCACACAGACUGCCUGCCAACACCAGACCCAUCGGCCCACAUCAACUUCUGCAUCACCACAGCCAGCAGCAAGGUGGGACUCCCGUGGGGUUUGCUGUCCCAGACAGAAGAACCAUGGGGAUGCCGGGAGUGGAUACGAAGGCAGGAGGACCCGCCAAUACACACCCUCCGUUGUACAGCAGCAGUGCCAUGGGCCGGGCUGGCCAGGCUGUGGAGAUACUGGACAGCCGGCAGCCCUACCACGCCCCCAUGCCCAUGCGACCCGCCCGCUCUCCUGCGGCCCCACACACGGGAACAGACAGAGCACACAGUAGCCAGGCCCAGGUCAGAAUGCCUGUGGACAGUAGGUUGAUGAUGGGUGCUGCUGAAUCCUCUGUUCGAGGAAUGAACCCUGCCAGCCACAGUAGUGCCACCCUGAUGCCCAUCGCCGCUCCUGUCACAGAUCCCACAGGAGCCAGAAUACCAAGGAAAGGGAACAUGCCGUCAUCACAAAGCCCGAACAGAAUGGUGGCCUACAGUGCGGACUUACAGCGGGUCCAGUUGUCUGUUUCUGCUCAGCCCGUUCCUGCGAACCCUCCGGAGUUUGUCACCUUGAGACAGUGCCUGGUGGAAAACAGGCGGUUAGAAGGUUCGGAGUUGGUGAACUCGCAGAGAACUUCAAAGGUGGCGUCUGAGAUGACUCCCCACAGCCCGAGGGUUGCAGUGUCUGAUCAGGGUGACAGACACCAGAGUACGUCAGCCACAACUACGGUGUACUCAACACAGCCCACACAGCAUUAUCCUCCUGAUGUCAUCAACAGGUUAAAUAGAGGAAUGACACAUCCUGCCCUUGUAGCAGUGCAGAGACAACCCAAUUUUCAUCCCUCUAUGGCCAUGCAGCAUGGGCCUAGGUUGUCCUCACCACCUCCCCUCAUCCAUGCACCUAGAAGUGGCACUUCCGGUGGGCAGAAGGAUGACGGGGCUAAGUCCUCCUUAUCCAGUGACUCUGAUCCGAAAAGGAAAGCGAGGGAAAUCCCUCCACAAGCCACAGCAGAAUACCUGCGGGCUGCUCAGUUGGUGCCUGGUGACUACCCACCGCCACCACCGUAUGUCCAACACAGACAGGCCCAUCACUACCAGGGCUUACAGAACUCCAGCGAGGCUGUGUACAAAGACAGGGCACUGCCGCAGUACACAACAGCACGCCAGCAGCAAGACUAUAAGGGGUAUGGCAUACAGGGUGUAGCGAUGCCACCACGGGUGAGCACUUCAGAGGCAGCGUCCAUCCCUGUCCAGCAGUACUUCAUGCCCGCUGCCCACCUAUCCCCCAGAGGUGCGAUGGCACACAGACAGGCAAACGGUGACAUAGACAUGAGACGGGUGCAGCAGGGGGAUCUCAGACCCUCCACUGUCGCACACCCGCCGCCUCUCAUCAGCGUGGCUGGCAGUGUCACAAAUCCCAGCUUCACCCAGAGAGGAGGGACUCUUACUGUGUCGGCGCAGAGCAACAGGGGAAUCCCGGCGACGUCUGUGCAGGCAAAUGCCUCGGGUUACAUGCCACAGCAGAGGGACAACGGGGUGACGCUAGUGGCACAGAUCGUAGAGAAGCAGCUACUGGCUGAUGAUGGGCGCCAGGCGGGAUGUGCGGUACCACCUGCCUGGAGAUUCAAGCACAGGCGAGACCCUGUCUACCAGCAGGUGAACGGAAUCCCGUCGGCCUCAAAGGCUCCUGAAACUUCCAAGACAACCAUUCCAGAUGUAAUAGUAAUAGAAGAUGACUCCCCACCAAGCUCUGUGAAGACUGACAGUGAACCUCAGCCCACCAGCACUGCCAACGACAGAGAACAAACCGUCAGCGAAGGGUUUGUAGGGAAGAGAAAGGCAGAUCCUUCUGUAAAUCCAGUCCCCAAAGUAAUGAAGGGGACUUUGGGUGAAAAAGUUGUACCUGCCAUGCAAGUACAACAACCCCCUCCUGCGCAUAACGUUCCCCAAACUGCCAGUGCUGGCUCAUUUUUGUUUGAAAGUGCAGUCGCCCUCACGCUACAAGCGGAUACACAAAAGACCCUCGAGAAGCAAAUAGCACAGCAGAUGGGGAAGGACAAGCAUAGCUCAUCAGUGUCACAGAUGAACAGUUCAGACCAAACACGGAACAUCUUUAGUGUGUUUACAUCAUCUCCUUCUGUCACAACCCAGUCUUCUACUCAGAGCAAAGCAGAUUACAGUGAGUCCGAGCAGCCUCUUGCUCUCACAGUAAAGCCAUCUUCUACUACUACUACAUCAAACUACAAGAAGAAAAGGUGGAACAUUAAUGCCUUGAAACAGAAGUCAGAAAGUGGGGCAGAAAAUUCCAGUCAAGGAGGACAUACAAGUGAACUCACGAAGGGUGCAAAUGUGGUCAAAACGGCAGGAGUUGACGGUGGCUCACUGUCUACAGUUCAGUCAACAAGCAAGCUAGAUCUGCCGAGUUCCCAGUCAUCACAAAGGCAAUUAACCAAGAGUCCUGAGGUACCUCUGAAGCCAAUCAAGCCCAAACAGCAGUGGGCACAUUCCAGGAAGCUGAAAGAGGUGGAGGCCCUGCAGAAGGAUGCCGAGUGGCAGGCAGGGCCCAGCGAGAGGAGCAGCGUUCGUCAGUCCAAGUCAUUAGCCACGGCUAUCAUCAAAAGUGUGAUUGAGGACGAGGAGAUCACUUCUGGAAAGUACAAGUCUUCUGAUCCCAAGACGCCAAAGCUUCCCAAGAAGCCAAAACCAAAACUAGAAUCAGUAGAAAAGAAGCCUCCAAAGCCAAAGGAGCCGCAGCCAUCAACUUCUAAAGUAAAAGAGGAUGAAUUUAGUGAUUUUGACGAUGAUUUGGAUGAUGAUGACGAUUUAGAUGAUGACUUAGAGGACUUGAGGAGGGGGAAGAUUUCAGAAAUCGUACCUGAUGUGGAUGACAUUGAAGGGAUGCUGUUCAUGUCAUUUUGUUCCAAAGAUGCUCUUCAUGCCCACGUGGCAGUGGAGGAGAAGACAAGGCAAGAGAUGGGAGACAAGGGCCGAGAGUUCCUCAUGGACAUUACUAAGUUCAAAACUCUGAAUCUACCUCCAAAGACCAAGCGGAAGUUGAAAGAGAUUGGCCAGGCAGAGUUGUUCAGACACAAGGGGAAACAUGGCAUGAGGGGAAUUCACAACAGGAUUAGGAAGUAUGAAAGGAUGCUUAAACUGGAGCUGAAGGCCCUGAAGACUGGCAAACCGCAGCAAGAUAUAGCAGCAAUAGAAACACUGGAACAAGGUGAACUUAUCCCUCUUGAGGAAAAAUCUCCCGGAGUAAGUACCGGUAAAGUCAAGACUCCAGGGAGUGGCAAGAAGAUUAAGAAAUCAACAACUCCUGGGAAUAAGACUGGCACUCCCGGUAAGAUCAAAAAGAAGAAGGCCCAGGGAGAUGGAAAGGAAAAAACACCAGGCACAAAAUCAGGCAAGAAGGCAAAGAAACUAAUCAAUGUUUCAGAUAAAGAGUUGGAUGACGGUACUAGUGUGGUGCCCGCAAUUGUUAUAAAGCAGGAAGUAAUGGAUAGUCCUACUGAUGAGGCAAUGACAAUGCCAAUGACAGAAGUGCUACCACAGAGCAGCAGUGGGCCAGUUACAGAAUCACCCAAGUCAACAGAGAAAACUCCUGAAAAGUUUCUCUCCAAAAAAGGCAAGACGACAGAUCCAACCAAAAUUAAGGGUUACAAGAAAAAGAAGAAGCAGAAAGCCCUUUCAGGGGAGGACAUUGAGCUCUUGGAAAACACUCCCUUUGAGAAGCUGCACUGGAAGACUCAAGAACGGCUCCUGUGCUGCAUGACUGAAGAGCAGAUAAAGGAAAGGGGGUUGCAAGCACAGGUGCUAAGAAUGAAAGAAAGGAAGACCGAAGGGUUCAUUCCAAAGAAGCUUAGAACAAAGAAACGGAUGAAAGAACUGGAGCAAAGCCGAAAUCUUGAAGCCAGUACUAGUGGCUUACCCAUGUCAGUAGAAGAUGGGGAGGAAGAACAGGAAAUUCUUGAUGAUGACAGCACCGACAUUUACAACUUUUAUGGUGACGGUGAUGAUGAUGAUGACCUUGAAAAGCCUGAGGAAAUAGAACAGAUGGCAGACGAGCUGCCCUCCCCCUCUGCGGUUGAGAAUGUCACCAAGAUGGGACCAGAACUGAUUGGUCCCGCAAGAGAAGAGGCGGGGUGUAAGAAGUCAGCAUUCGUCAGUGAUGAGUUGGAAAAGUACCUUGCAACAGAGGGAGAGACGUUCAGCAGCAAGUGCAGCAAAGUGACCUUCACUCACCCCCUGAUGCACAACAAGGCAGAAAAUGUCGCGUUCCAGACUCCCUCCAAGCAAGGGUCAGGUUUUGUCAAGAGUUUGGACAGUGUGGUACAGAAAGCAAAUUUCAUCAAAGGGACGGGGCAGAAGGCUAAGUCCCCGCUCCAGCAUGGCACCCAGAUCAGGAUCGUCAACAGCAAGAUGGUUAACAGGAAGCCGGCUCUCCUGUCCAAAUCACUGAAGCCCGUGCCAAAGAAAACAAGCAACACGGGAGCAAAGUCAGCCCUGUCCAAGUUGAAAGCGUCUCUGAUGAAGUCUCACCCAACAGCCCGAAGGGCCAGCACUACCACAGCCACCAGCGGUGACGUGACAGUGGUUAGUCCUACCCAGGCUGCCAGCGCGGCUUCAGCAUUAGACGAGUCAUUCGAGAUGGGUCAAUCUCCCACCGACUAUAGCCAGAAUGGGGCGUCAAUACCAAGGAAACCUAAAGUACUGAAAACUGUGAAAGAGCCUGUGUACCAGUUGUCUUCCCCUCGGAGAGAAGAAGAGUUCCAGGAGAAACCACCCUGCAAUAACAACUUCUGUAGACUUGGUUGUGUGUGUGACAGCAUUAAAGACACAGGGGAUGUUAGCUCCGAGAAGGAGCACUGUGGAAAGGUUGACUGUAUGUUCGGCUGUGUCUGUACUGAUGAGGAGAAAGCUGAGAGCAGAAGGAGACCGCGUAGGCCGUCUGAAUCUUCCAUGAUGUACUUUGACUCACCCGAGCAGGAAGACAGCCCUACGGCUACAAAACUGUUAGCAGCAGACGUCCUUGGCAGUCAGGAAGGAACAAAGGGGAAAAGUCUGAAAGGCAAAAGGACUCCCGGUAAAAAGAAAAAUGGAGGACAACAGAAAUCAAAGGAAUCUGCAAGUGAACAAUCUGACAGUGCCGGCACUUCAACCAGCACAGAUGGGAAGGAGAAGAAAAGGAAAGCCAGUGCCAAAGGCCAGAACAUGCAACCAAAGAAGAAAAGGAUGGUAAAAAGGAAGGCAAAGUCAGAGUCUCUGGAAGGGGCCUCACCGUCACAGUCUAAAUCCUCCUCUAAAGUCAUGAGGAAGGAGUCUGAGGACGGCAUUAAAGAGCAGGACAUGUCAGAGGAGGGUUUUUUAGAGGACAGAUUCAUGGAUGAGGAUGAAGAGGAUGCCUUGUUCAUAGAUGACAUGGGGCUGGAUGAGAUGGAUGAUGAUGAAAGGGAGGAUGAGGAUGGAGACGACGGCAUGACGUGCGCUCGGACGAGACUCUAUCGCAGCAAAGUCUGCCAGAGGAAGUGCAUGUGUAAGCAGCACGGGAGCUCCCCGGAGGACGAGCGAUGCGAGGCCGAGAAGGAGUGGAGCAAAAUCCGGGCGGAGAUCGAGAGACGGAAGGCCAAGGAGCAGAAACCCGGGACAGCCGGCUCCGUCACGGUCAUGCCCAACAGGAAGGUGCAGCCGUACCGAGAGUUCGUGUAUGUGGGACCUCGCCCGCCCCCACCCGACUUGAGCCCGACGGCACGCUUGCCGCGAAUCGCGCCCGCUCCCCCUCCCGCUCCGCCACCCCCUGCGGUCCCACCCACGUCAGCAACACCAGCUGCUGCUGCGGCAGGGGCUAAGUCUACCUCCGGGGGAAAGCUGAUCGAGAUCAUCUCUGACUGCAACUGGGAGAGUGCCAAGGCGAACAUCCUGCAGACCAUAGCGCAGCACAGUCAGAGGAACGAUGGGCCAAGGGUCAUGAGAGUGGGCAAUUUUCUCAUCGAGAUCAUGCAGCCCAACCCCCAGGGAAAAAUCCCCAUCCCGGCCGUGUCAGGUGCCGGCCCGCCUGCCGGAAUGAGAUUUCCCGUACCUACAGCUGUAGCCGUGAGUCCACACUCACAGGGACCGGCACGGAUCCUCCCUUCAUCCUCGAUACCCACAGCCAUCGCCCAGUCAGGACUCCCCACUGGUAUUCAAGUUUCAGCAGUGCCCUCUGUCUCCGGUACUGGAACUGCAGCAGCUGAUGCUCUGCCCCAGGCCUCCACGACUGCGAUAGUAGGCAAGGUUGCGCUGGUGCAGGGUGCCACCGCAGACUCCACUCCCGAUUCCCUUCCCACUUCUGAAACUUCCAGUAAGAGUCCCAUCCUUCAGCCUAUCCCCAGAGGUUUGACAUCUCCUGUACUACAAAACUGCACUGUCCAACCAACUCAGGAUGGGAAGGAAAUACUGUCACCAUCGGGAGAGAAGUCAACAGAAGAGACCAUGAACCUACAGGAACCACCAUCACUCAAGAGGCAGCCGUCCGUCAGUUCCUCGUCCUCUUGCAAACCAUCAUCAGAGGCAGAAGAGCACCCUCUAGCAGCUCUGAGAAGCCUUGCAGACUCUCCCUUCGGCACAGCCUCCACCACUGUUACUGUGACAUCCUCACCCAUGGGCAGCGCUGCCACUUCCCAAACCUGUCACUCCUCCUUCUCUACAACUUCACCAAAGUGUUCCAUCAUCGAAAAUCCCAGGUAUCGGUCGAGAAACGAUUCAGGGGAUGCCACUGCCAAUGAUGCUUCAGAUCCAUCCAGUGAGCAGGCCAAGGCAGCCAACUGCAGUAGUCAUGACAACAUGACCGAAGUGUCCCCUUGUAAAGAUCCAUCAAGCUUGCCUGAACUGGUCCCCAGACCUCAGACACCCCCUGCUCCUCCCGAGAAGAGAUACUCCCCUUCUAUGCCAGUGCUAGAACCAAUAACUCCCCCUAGACCAAUGCGUGACGGAGGUAAAAGCAAACUGAGCUGCCUCGAGGUAGAUGCUGUUGCACCACACAAGCCAUUUGUGAGAGAACCCACUACAAGCUCAGACUCGCUGAAAGAAAUCCAGGAUGGAGUACAACGUGUGAACAUCAUACCAAGCCUACAGAAGGCAGAUUCCUUACUAGAACACCCUGCAUCACAGGCUAGUGAAGAUACUCAGGAGCAGUGUACAGAAAUAACCAGCACGUCUAACCAGGGUGAAGGGUUCGUUGAGGAAGAUUUAGAAAACAAUAAUGACCUUGACUGGGACACCAAUCAAGCAAUGUCUCUUGACAAUGACGAAGCUGAGCAGUCCCAAAUCUCCGAAGAUGCAGCAAAGGAUCCUAAAGUAAGCAUUGUAACACCAACAGAAGAAGUUACACAGCCAAAUUUGAAGAACUUGCCUGAUCAGAAACUUGUAGAAAGCAGUGAGCAACAGGAUGAAACAGGCAGUCUGGGUUUUGAUAGCCACUUGCCUUCACACCACGAGGGACCUGAUGACACUGCAGGUUUGAGUCAUCCUUCCACAAGUGGAGAAGUAACCAGUCUGGAGGACCUGGAGAUUGACAUAGAGUCCCUGGAGGACACAGAGGGUAGCCAGGCAGACUUCCUGAUCUCCAUUGGAAACAACGACUACAGCAUGCCCAUAAACCCCAAGUGCACCCUCCACAACCUGUCUGUGAAGAAGAAAAGGAAGUCUCCUCUCAAGGAGAAGGAAGUAAAAGCGGAUGAGGUGCAGUUCCAUGAGGGUGCACUCCCCCCAGAGCCUGAUGAAGAUGAGGAAGCCUUGCAGAGGGAGGGACCGAUGAGACUCAUCCACAAAGCCAACGAGAGACGGCGGCGCUCGGAAAUGAAGGACCUGUUCGACAAGAUGAAGUCAGUUCUGGGAUACGAUGAGGAGUACAAGAUGUCCAAAUAUGCGGUCUUGAAGGAGACAGUGGAGGAGAUUGGGAACCUGCUGGAGGAGGAGCAUGACCUGUUGGUACAGAAACACCAGGAGAGACAAAUGUUUCAGGAGCUGGCUGAGAAGAUGGCCAAAAUAACAGGCCAAGAGAUGGAUGACAUCCUGAAGACCUACUGGACUGCCAGCUCCUCCAUCUGGCAGGAUGCUAAGGAGCUCCCCCCUCCUGUGGUCAGGCCCAAGCCUCCUCCACCAGCACCUAAACUGGAGUUCAUGCCCUCAUCCAAACCUGGGAGUGGGUCUGAGUCUGGGGACAGGCAGGACAGACCUUCUCGGCCAAGUUCAACAUCAAGCAGUUCUGGUUCCAGACCCGGUACUCCCACAGGAAGCCUCCAGAAGGGCAGGACAGACGCUCUUCGCACUCUCCGCAAAGUUUCCGCCAACGCUGCUCUCCAAGUCCAGUCUGGAAAAGUCAAGCCCUUCAAUGUAGCAAAGCCGCCGCAGUCUAACACAGCUCCUCAAGCUGCUGAGAGAAGCAAGCCCCUCAUCCUGAAGACAAAACCAAACGCAAAGAACAACAAAGUCGUCACCACCUCACCCGGCACACAACUGGUCACCAGUAACAUCAUGGCAGGUGGUCAGCCAGUCACCAUACCGGUGGCUACAGUCAUGCCACAGCUUGUACCAUCUGUGAAACCUACGGUGACUCCAGUAAUUAUCAGCGUGCAGUCCUUAGCGGUGAGCAGCAGCCAGACUUCUGUGUCAGCCCAAACGUCGAGUAGCUCAGCUCCCACCAGACCCAUGGCUGCAAGCACUCCAGUGCAGCCUGUAGUGCCAUGUAUGCAGGUGCCCCAAGGACCGCAGCUGUCCAGCCAACCUGGCGCCAUGGUGGGUGUGAUGCAGCCAGUAGCACAGGUACAGCCAAAUAAUACAGCUGUACAGCCAAACCAGCCUGAGUCUGGUGUUCCUUUGACUUCGCUGUCCAUGUGUCAACAAGGCCAGCCUAAUGUGACGUCCCAAAGCACAGUUUCCUCCUCCCUUCCUCAGACUGUCCCAAGCCGGCAGCUAGGCACUGUCCCCCCACAGCAAGGAUCAUUAGCUACUCCAUAUAAACCACCAGCUGUGAGCAACCAAAUCGCAGCUUCUGCUGGAAACCAGACUGGUGCAAAACACCCAAUCAUGAGUUCAGAGAUGGGAAAAGCGAUUACACACGGACCACCUGUAGGUGUGGUGUCAGCCUCCCAAACCGCGUCUCAGGGCUCCGGGUUUGGUUCCAUGAUGGCCACAUCAGCUGGAACGUUACAACCUAAAAGCCAACAAAACAUGCAGCCAAACAACCCUUUGCAAGGUGGGGGAAAUCCUGCUGGACAGAUAGUGACACUUGCCGGUAAACCCGGCCAGUUCCUGGUGACUCCAGUUUCAGGACCACAGGGCGCUCUCCUGCUCCAGCCUAUAGGGAGGCUUCCUGUCAGUCAUGGAGUGACUACCAGUAUGCAGAAUGCUGUCACGACUACAAGCCAGACUCCAGGACAGGGUUUUGCUGCUGGACAGAUGACCACCAGCUCUGUCCAGCUACAACAGGGCCAGCCGAUACCCCAUUCCCUGGUCCCUGUGUCGGGUGGCCAGCCCGUUCAGCUGAACUCGCCCCUGACCGCUGCACACAGCGGCGGCAUUCAGCUGGUGGCGCUACAGAGACUGCCGAUCAACCUGUCACAGCCCAACGUGUCGGUGAGCUCCCAGCCGGUGUACCUACAGGUCUCUCCGACCCUGAGUAACAUCCAGGCUGCGGGUAACCCUCUACAGACGACAGUGACCAGCCACACCAUGCAGCAGCUCUCCCCUCUGUCACCCACCGCCGUCAGACCCCUGCAGCUGAUGGCAUCUUCCGUUCCCCAGGCAACGGUAACCCAGGGCAACACAAACCUGACCCCGAGCCAGAUGCACCAACUCGGCAGCAGUUUUAUGAGAGGUCCUGCCCCUCAGAUGGCCCCAGUCAUGCAAACCAGUCAACAAGGGUCCGUAUCUCAAUUAAGACCUGUCCUCCCUACUCUCAGCACUCCCAACUCCCCUUUUCAACACAACCAAAGUUACAGCCAGUCUCAGGUGACGCCAGCUUUCCAACCUGAUGGCAGUGGCACUCCAAGUAGUCAUAGUCAAGUUCCCGGGCCCUCCCCGAAUUCUACCGGCCAGUACCUGCCCCAGACCGCCCCGUCCUCUGUGUCUUCCCCCGGGGUGGACAUCCUGUCUGCAGCCGUGUGUGAGGCUGGGCUGCAGUCGGACUUUGUUGGCCCGCAGCCGCCGACGGCGACACAACAGGCUGCCAGCGCACCCCCCUCUACAGAACUCUCCACGCUGUCGACUGUGAAUGUAGAGCUGCUGAUGCCUGCAGACCAGCCGGGUGACUCCUCCUCAUCUUCUGGACCAGGAACUUAUACUGAGUUGAAAGAAGUCACAAUCUUAAAGCUGACAAGGUUGGAUCCAGAAACAAUACACUGGUGGACACAAGGGAAAAGUAAGAAGACUGAUAGCAAUGCACCAGUUCCAGAAAGUCCAAGUAGAAACCUUAGAUCACAACAACAGAGGUAUGGUAAGGCAGAUGAACCAGGAACUUCUACUAACCCCAAAGCAAAAGUGCCUGCAGGUACGCUGUUGCAAAGUGCAGGGCAGGCACAGAAUCAAGGGACAAGCUCGACCGAUACAAUUAUAAAAGUGUGUAAGGUACAGGGCAACAGGAUUGUAGAGAUUGAAAGGAAGAUUCGAGCCACGCCAAGUACAUCCAAUUAUGCAGAAAGCCAAGGAAGCAGAUAUACCACAUCAAGCUCUCCAGUGGUUAAGCCUCAAAGCAAGAGAACAGCUAGAAAAAGCAUCAGAAAGAGCAGUACUCCUCCCCAUGGAUGUUCAUUGAGCGCUGCCACUUCAGGAGCAACAAAUAUUCCUGCGGAAACACCUCAAUCGGCAAAGAAAGUUUCUCCAGUACAAGUUAGGUCAGUCAACAAUUCGCCUAAACGCUUGAGUAGUACAAGGAUUCUUUUUCCAGGUUCGAAAACAGCAAAUGUUACUCCUCCUUCUCCAGAUAGAAAAAAGAUGAGGAAAAACACUUCAGAAGAAAAUCAGGCAUCAAAUGUUUCAGAUUCUUCAGGAAAAGCUGAAAGACGUAGCAUAUUAUGGGACAUGAUGCCCGAGGGCAGAUCGCUACGCUCUACACGGAUUCCAACUGAGAAAAUGGUAGCGUUUAAGUCGGACAUGGAGAGGAACAAGGUGAAAGUCACGGCCACAAAAGAUGGUAGCAAACAGCCAGCUUUGCAAUCAAGGUUCCACACACGGAGAACGACUGCUGUCACCGGCCGACCACCAACACCACCAAAGCAAGUUAGCUCAACCACUGAUGCAUCUUCUGCAAGGAGCUCCUCAUCGUUGAGCCAAUGUGAGGAACUGUCACCACCUGGAACUUCUAAACACAGUUCGGAAGGUACAUUGGAGCCUGGCAAGAAGACUGGCAGUGGAUCACCAGUGGCUGAAGAGAAGCAUGAUAACAUCUUCAGUAUGCUUGAAGAGUUGGAGAGGAAGGGAACAGUGGUUCAACCAAGUGAAGACCAUAAAGUCUCUCCAUUAGGAGGGGACAUCUCAAAUCCAACCAAGGACGUGAAAUCUUCAACAGAAAGUUCCCCUACCAUCUCACCCACAACAAGGUUCAAGAUCUCUGUGUUCAAACUCAAGUGUCCAACGACUGUUAGCCAACAGCAGGCAGGUCAAACUUUAUCCAUGUAUGGAAGAGCUAAAGCAACAGUUGUAUCAACAACCAUUCCUAGCAACUUUGUUUCCAGGAGUCUCACAUUUGAGCCAAAAGUUAGUGCAAGCUUACAGGAUACAAAUGAGUUAAGGGACAAACCAGCAUUGGCUGCUCAAGAUGCAGCAAAGACUGAGAAGAAGCCAGUACCUUCGGAUCAAAACAAAUCCAGAGGGCAAGGAACUGAUGGGGACUUACUAUGUGAAGAACAAAUGUGUGACUCUGAUGAGUUUGAUUCUCCUAAGAGAAAACAAGUUGCACAAAUGCUGGCAGAGCAGGGUGCAUCUUCUGAUUCAGAGGAGCUUGUUCCUGAUGUAGAUGACAUCAAUGGAGUGAUGUUUGUGUCAUUCAGCUCCAAACAGGCAAUUAGUGCUCACUCCUCUGUUGAGAGAGAAACACGUGAGAAAUUUGGGAAUGAGCUGGACAAAGUAUUGAUUGAACUUGGGCAAAACAAGUCGGGAAGAAUACAAAGAAUGGCCAAAGAUAGCCCUGAUUCUACUGAAGCAGCUGAGCUGUACGACAAAAUUGCAAUGUAUGAAAAACUGCUAAGAGCUGAGGUAAAGAGAAGCAAGUCUCGGGAGAUACUUCACCCAGAACUAAGCCGCAAACACAUCGGGUUAAGCCACAGCCCUACCUUAAACCUUAAGGAGCUGGGAGUUGACAUGGAAGUACUACAAAGUCCUCCCAGGGACAGUAGCCCAAGGUCUCCUGAACAUUGUGAUGGCAGUAAAGCAAGGGCUUCACCGCAAGGCUCCAUCUUGGCCUCUAUCCUCAUGGCACCAAAAGACAGAUCAAUGAUAGGGUCACCUCCUUGUGUGAGAUAUCCAGAACCUUCACCAGUCAGCCCACAGUUUGUGUCCAGAACAGGAAAGACGACAGACAUCACAAAGAUUAAAGGCUGGAAGUCAAAGCUUGCCAUCCUGUCUCCAACAAAGGUGUCUCAACCAACAAGCAGCAGUAACUUGGAUCAAACUUCCUCAGUCUCUUCUACAUAUACCAUGCCCUCAGUGGCCACGACAAAGUUCCAGUCCAUGACACAUAAACCCAAAAAAGCAAACCAGCAGGCUGCCAAAGGCAAAGUGACCAAGAAGAAGAAGGUCCCCACUGGGCUUUCAAGCAUUCCUGAAGGUAGCUCCAUCAAAGUGGUCAGCAAGGAAAUGGUGGAGAGUUGGAUGCAGUCUGGGAAGAAGCAAAGGAAAAAGAGAAAGAAGGCACUUGAAAACCAGGACCAAAGCUUUAAGCCAUAUGCUAGGUGGAGGCCCCCCAAAACACCCGACCACCCAAUGCCGCCUCUGAGGCAAUUCACGUCAAAUGUUGUGACAGCCACCAUGGCCCUGAAAGCAGUGAUGGCUGUGUGUACCAGUCCUCAGGACAUGAACAUGGAGGAAAAAGAAUCCCACCAUGCAAUGGUCCAGAAGCUGGAAAAUCCGCAAGAAGAAGACAAGGCUUACUUUGAAAGAGAUGAAGCAGCAGCAGUAGUAGUAGCAGAAGUAGAAGAAGCACCCUGCGGUAAGGUCUACUGUCAAUUGGGAUGCAUUUGUGACAGUUUGAGCUCUGGAUGGAGGUACUGCAAUGACAGGGAACACUGCAAUGAGCCAAGCUGCAUGUUGGAUGGCUGCAGAUGCGGGAAAUCAAGCCCUGAGUCCAGAAGGGUGUCUAUCUUGAAAGAUGACCACGAUGAUGCUACCUGCGAUGAAAAGAACCCACGAAGGAGACCAAGGCGAAGAGUGACUGCAAAGUCACUAUCAUUCUUCAACGCUAUGAAUUAUGAAUACUACCCCGAGUUAUCCACAUCCCCGCCAAAAAAGAAGAAGAGCCAGGAUGUUGAAAGUGACGAUGCACCGCCAAGGAAGAAGAAGAAGAGCCCAGAGUCUGUUGAAAGGACCCAGAGUAUUGUUCACGAGAAAAAGACAGGCAGGGCUUUUCAGCCAAGAGACAAGAAAACUGGCAAGUUCUUGAAGAAAGCCUUGCUGUCUCCACCAGAACUUGAACCUCCUCAGCCAGUUCAAAGAUUCAAACAAAUCAAAGCAAUGCCCUUGCUCAAGCCAUUUAAUAGUCAACAAACCACUUCAAAAUCUGACGUUCAUUUUGAAAGAACAGUUAGACCAGAACCUGUGGUAGAAUCUGAUGUCAACACAAGGUUCGCUUCACAUAGGUGGAUUGAAGAUGAUGAUCGUGACGAUGAUAUUACAAUGACAUGUGCAAGGGCAAGAGUGCAUAGAAGAACAGCCAAGACCAGACCCUGUUCCUGUGGCAUUAAACAUCACCACCACCACAAUAAAGCCGCAUCACCAGAAGCAAAGAAGUCACCAGGAGCAAAGAAGUCACCAGAAACUUUUAGAUCCAAAUCACCACAAGUUGGAAAGAAGGUAUUGCAAGGAACCAAGUCACCAAAGGCCAAUACUGAAAAUGUAUCAAAGUCAUCCCCCCCUCAGAGUUUAAGUGUUAAAGUUUUCAAGCCCAAAACCCAGCCACAAGCUGCAGCUGCCCAAGAUCAGCCUGACGUUUCAGGACAUGGGAAACUGUGGAUGGGCAGGACCAUGCAGAUUGGGCCUGGCAUCAUUGGGGCUCUGGCAACAGCUGGUAAUUCUUCAAAGCCACCAGAACAGAAUAGUCCUUCAAAGGCUGCUGUACUGAAGUUGGUUCCAGGUGCUAAUCCAAAUGCACCCAAAGUUUAUGUCCCUGUUUCUUCUACGUUAGAAAAAGUAGAAAGAGGAGCAGAUUCAACACCAACGGUGACACAACCCAAGCCAGCAGUACCACAAGGAAAUCCGUCUGUUGGUCAACAGUCUGCCUCUCCACAUACAUCAUCACAAGGCAGCACUCCAACAGCUACAGCAACUGCUGUUACUGUUGCAUCAAGCACAAAGACAAAACCAGGACAUCUCAGCAAGAUCCCUGUGGUCACUGUUCCACAGGCAGCACUCCAACAGCUACAGUAUCCACAGAGUCAACUUAUUCUCAUUGAACAGAAAACAACAAACCCUUCCUCUGGUCCCGGAAAACAGUCACAGCAGAUUGUACAUUCUCCAAAACUUGUUGAAAUUAUUUCCACUUGCAACUGGGACAGCGCCAGGAAUUUGAUUCUUAAGAUGAUAGCUCAACAAAGCCAGAGUCUCAGUUUGCCUCGUAUUUUCCAAGUUGCUGACUUCUUUAUCGAGGUAAUGGGGCCAAGUCAGGAGAGAAGGAUCUACAACCUCCCAGCAAACCUGCUGCAGACGUUGCCUCCAAGAAUACAGAGUGCAAGAGUGAAGAUCUGGAAGCAACUCCCUUUGAAGACUGCAGCUGGUAAGCCUGCAGUUAUAGUCCCACUUCCAACAUCCAAGGCUCAAGUGAAACCAACUUCCAAUCCACAUGUUGAAAUCCAAGCUGUCCCAAGUAUGGCUAAGAGUUCUGGGGAAGGCCAGAAGACCAAUGUUGUACAAAAGAAAGCACCCACAGCUCCAAGCAUACAAGUGAAAUUGACUGCUGAACAGGCAAAACAAAAACUCAAUGGGUCGACAGCAGUGAAUACAGAGGAAAAGACAAGCACCUCACACGGAAUCGCCUCUGAUGUACCUUCACAUGGGAAUUUGUCUGCUGUUGGUGAUGGUUUGUUGACAAGUCUGACGUCAGACAAUAACAGUCCACCCUCGGUACCUGAAGAAUCUAGAACUUCCACACACAGAAACCAUGAAUUCGAAGAACAUUCAGGACCAGUUGAAGAUGGGGUGGCUGUAUCUUGUGCUGAAAGUUUGGCUAGUAUCUCCAAUACAACAGUGUCUUCUGAAACUACAAUUGGUGAUACCCUUGCAUCCUCAAAAGAACAAGGAUCACCAUCAUAUGAUAACGAAAUACCAGCCAGGUCUUCAGAUGAUCCUCUGAUACAAGAGAAAUCAUCAGGAGAAAAAGAUGAGCCUAAAUCUUCAACACAUGAAGAGAUGGAAAGAGGAAUGGAGGAAAGUAAAGCCAGAGAAGGAGCAAAUGAAUGUGAAAGGCAGGAUAGAGUACAGUCAUCAGGUAAUGAUCUCCCAGAUGAUACUCCAACAUCAACAAAGGCAGUAACAACAACUACAGUUGCAAACCACGGUGAAGAAACAGCGGUAAAGACAGCAGUUGAAGCAGUGCUGUCCACUAAACAAGUGACUGGAACAAGCCAAGCUGUAUCACCUAAUACUGAACCUCAUAUUCCCAGUGAUGAUGCAAGUGCUAAGGAUAAAGAUAAUCUGGCUUCUUCAUUGGUUGAUGUUGAGGAACAACCAAAGGAAAACCCUCCAUCACCCUCCACAGAAGUAAUUGGGAAGGACAACAGAUGCACUGGCAAAGAUGAGGACAUGGACUCGGAACAAAAGCAACCAAUUGAAGAGGAAGCUACUUUGGCAGCCACAAAAGAAGUAGUUACUGAACAUGAUAAGGAUAAUCUUUCUUCAAAAUCAUCAGUGUCCAAACCUGAUGGUUCUGUUGAUGCUCCUGAAAAUGAUGCUGAAGAAGGACAUGUCUUAUCAGAGAAAUCUGACGGUGAUGCAACUUCACAAAAGCAAUCCUCAAGUCAGGUAGAAAUGAAAUCUUUGGAGCCGUCAGAAAAUGUUGUGUCUGAUCCAGCUGCAAAUGCUGCUGAUGUUGCUAGAGGGACUGAGGCAGGUGAAGCAAUUGUCUCAGAAACAAGCAAAGAGAACAGUUGUGAUAGUACAGCACAAGAUAAGUCAUCCCGUAUCCAGGAGAAAGAGGUGACAGAAAAUGUGUCUGUAGAUUCUGGUAAGGAAGAACAGGAAUCUGCCAGCCAGGCAGGUGGUAACAAAGAUGCAGACAGUGCAGUGGACAAUGACUUGGACCAUUCCCCAAGUACAUCCAUAACUGAACAAGUGGAUAGUUCUCAACAACAAGAGAACCAGCCAUCUAAGGUUUCAACAUCAGGUACAUUUAUUCCUGAAAACCCACUGGACAGUCUAAUCACCAGAGUUGCUGCCUCUAUAGCAUCAGCAGAAAAGGCAAGCAAUGUUGAUCCUGCCAAAAGAGUGACCUCAACUGGUACUUUUGUUCCUGAAAAUCCUCUUCUGGAAGAUGAUGAGGCAGAGUCAUCUGAAGAAAGUGAAGAUAGCACCUCAUCCAGUGACAGUUCGUCCAGUGAUGAAGAGGAGUCCACUCAAACUGCAGAUGAGUCCACUGAAGAACAGUGCAAGGAUCCUGUAGAGUCACCAUCAGGAGAGGAAUCCAAGGAAGUGUCAGAGCAGCAGGCAGCUGAUGAUACUGCUGAUGAUGACAAGGAAAAUGCUGAUGAUGACAAGGCAGCAGAUCCUUCAGAUGAUGGAAUAAAAGAAAUGGAUCCAAAGGAAGGUAGCAAGGAGAGUGAGGAACCUUUGGGUGUCACUCAGGCUGCUGAAAAGCAUGAAACGGUUGAGAAAACUGAAUCCCCUAAGAAGAUUGCCACAUCGGGGAUUUUUGUGCCAACGGUUGCCACUGAUGAGCAAAAUCAAUGGCUGGAAAACCAAGCUACCCACACGAGCACAGACCAACACCAUGAGACCAGGCAACAAGAGAAAAACAAAGAAGGUAAAGAAGCUAUGUCAAAGGAUCAGACUCAGAAGACAAAUGAUAACAUUGGGCAGGAAGUAGUUUCCCUUGUCAGCUCAGAAGAAGACAAUGUGGACGUGGUGGAUGUUGAUGGGCUCCAAGCUCCUUCUGUGGUACAAAAACAGAAAACAGAUGCUGAUCUUGUUGACAUUGUCGCCAAUGAUGAUGAUGAUGACGACACCCCUGCAUCGGUCAAACUUCGGUUGAGCAUAGCCGCGAGUGGGGAGGUGAUCAAUCCGCAGUGUUCUGUGCACAGUCUGAAGGUGAAGAAAAGGAGAAAGUCGGUCAUGGAAGAAUUUGAACCAGAUGAUGUGGAGUUCAUUGAGAAAGGAAGAGAGGAACUGAUGGCAGAAGCAGCAGAAGCAAAAAAGACUCUGUUGGACAGAAGGCUUGGAGUCAGCCGACUGCUACAUAUCUCCAACGAGAGGAGAAGGAGAAAAGAGAUCAGGGAUCUGUUCGGUAACUUGAAAGCCCUGCUGGGGAUCCCAAGGGAAGACGACAGAGUGCCAAAUAUCCAUGUCCUCACAAAGAGCAAAGAAAUAAUUGACCAGUUGAAGAGGGAAGAAAGCCAGUUGAUGGAAGCCAAACAAAAUCUGUUUGCUCAGCGGAAUAAGCUCAUCAAGAGAAUAGCAAACAGCCCACAGUCAGGUGGCUGUGUGAAGAUGAGUGCUGAUGGGAUACAGAUCACCCCAGGAGGCGGUUCCCAGGCUGCCACUGUCACCAACGUGCCCAUUGUCCAGUUGGCCGGCCACGCUCCACCACGGGGACAGCCUAUCUUCCUGGAGAACUGUGACUUCCUACCUGCAGGAGGUGUCAUCGCAGUACCCAUCCAGGGUGCCUCGAGUCCUGCAGUAGCCACUCAGGACGUGGCAACUCCCGUCACAACCACAGGGCAAGUUCACCUGACAAGUACAAAGGCCCCUCCAGAGCUGGUGCCGGUAACGCUGAGUGCCAUUGGAAAAAAUGAUGUGUCUAAACUAAUCAAAGUGGUGUCCAUUGCUUCAUCUCCAUCCCCUGUACCAAGUGGUAGUUCAGAGGUGGCCCCUCAUAAGGAAGCAGCAAUGGCGACCACAACAGCAAUAACAGGCAGUGAAACAAAAGUUUCCACAACUUCUAACUCAUCCUUAAAACUUGUUCCAGUUACUAGCACCAAAGGGCAAUUUAUGAGGUUCAGUAUUGUUGACAACAAAACUAGCAUAGCUACACCUGUAGGGAUGGUGUCUUCAGCAAAAUCUACUACCCCAACUACAUCUGGCUCCUCAUCGGAGACAAAGCCUGUCCCAACGAUCCAAGUGAUAAAAUGUUCAAGGGUAGUCACCCUUCCAGUGGGCACAGUACUCAGCAGCAAAGUCCAAGUAGCUCAUCCAGGUACAUCCAAACUGGCCCCAGCUCCUGUUAAACUCGCCCCAGGCCCGGUCAAAAUUGCCCCAGCCCCAGUCAAACUUGCCCCACCUCCUCAGGGUGUUGUGGCCCCAGUAAAAGAUGUUUCCCCAUGGAUGACAUUACACAUGGAGCAAGAUGAACAAUCAGGUUUUCUUACGGCAAAAAUGAAGCUGAAAGGGGCUGGGGUGCCUCGAACAAGAACAAUUUCAAACAUAUUUCAAAGUCUUGCCUCACACAGUGUGAGUCCAACAGAACAGUUGAAGGGAGCAAAAGCUGGAGUCGUACCAGCAUAUAAAAAUCCCAAUACUGAACUGAACACUAGUGGUAAAGUCUCACCAACAACAGCACUAGAGAAAACAGACAAAGAUGUGGGUACAGGUGAAACAGUAGAGCAUGAGGAUUCAUCCAACAGUGGUGCAUCAAAAGCUACUGAAGCAGACACAUCCCAAACUGCUGAAGUAGGAGAAAAGGACAGCUCAGUACUUGGUGGUGAGUCUGAACAGUCCAUGGAUAUUCAGUCUGCUGCCACAGAGGACCCAUCAGAACAACAGGAAGCCACCACUGCUUAAGGAAAAGCAUGGAUUUAUUGAUAAGGGGUUGGCUGCUGUUGCUCAGAAUUUUGGGACCAGGAGAAGUUCCAAAACAUUGGCAUCAUCUUGAUGGCAUACAUCCUACAAUGUGGACAGUAAAAAAUGCUUGAUACAACAACGAUGUGCACCCUCCUUUUCAGCAUACAUGCACUUACUUUUGACAAAAGGUUGC